AUGAGUUUUAGAGAGAGGGAAUGUGAAAAAUCAGUUUCUCGGGUUAAUGGGUCGGUGGCAGAUACUACUACUACACAGUUUACAAUUGAUGAGAAUCUUCUGGUUGAUCCCAAAUUGUUGUUUAUUGGUUCUAUAAUUGGGGAAGGAGCUCAUGGAAAAGUUUAUCAAGGAAGAUAUGUAGAUCGAAUUGUUGCUAUAAAAGUUCUGCAGCGUGGGAGCACCUCAGAAGAAAGAGCUUUGCUUGAAAAUCGUUUUGCACGGGAAGUUAAUAUGAUGUCCCGUGUCCACCAUGACAAUCUUGUAAAGUUUAUUGGAGCAUGCAAGGAUCCUCUAAUGGUGAUAGUUACAGAACUUUUACCGGGGAUGUCACUGCGAAAAUAUUUGACAAGUAUCCGUCCUAAUCCAUUAGACCUUCAUGUGGCUAUAAACUUUGCCCUUGAUAUUGCUCGGGCCAUGGAUUGGCUGCAUGCUAACGGGAUCAUACAUAGAGAUCUAAAACCUGACAAUCUGUUGCUUACAGCAAAUCAGAAGUCUGUAAAACUUGCAGAUUUUGGUCUUGCAAGAGAGGAAUCGGUGACCGAAAUGAUGACUGCAGAAACCGGAACUUACCGAUGGAUGGCACCAGAGUUGUACAGUACCGUAACGUUACGUCAGGGAGAGAAAAAGCACUAUAACAACAAGGUUGAUGUGUAUAGCUUUGGGAUUGUUUUAUGGGAGCUACUAACAAAUCGCAUGCCGUUUGAAGGAAUGUCCAAUUUACAAGCUGCUUAUGCUGCUGCUUUCAAGCAAGAGAGGCCGAAAAUUCCAGACGAUAUAUCACCCGAUCUUGCUUUCAUCAUACAAUCAUGUUGGGUUGAAGAUCCUAACUUGAGACCAAGCUUUAGUCAAAUCAUCCGGAUGCUCAACGCGUUUCUCUUCACCCUCUCACCACUAUCUCCUCCCUUACCAGAACCUGACAAUGAACCAGAGGCGGCUUCAACUAGUAAUGACAAUGGUGCCAUUACUGAGUUUUCUGCCCGGAACAAAGGAAAGUUUGCUUUUCUUCGACACUUGUUUUCUUCGAAAAGGAUAAAAAACUAA
This is a messenger RNA of Lathyrus sativus (Indian pea), 1080 nucleotides long. NCBI's taxonomy places the organism in Eukaryota, Viridiplantae, Streptophyta, Magnoliopsida, Fabales, Fabaceae. The record is from the annotation of a GenBank genome assembly.